AUAUUCCUCCAUGAAGGAAUGGUGGGUCAGUCUGAGUGGUCAGACUACUUCCCCGACUGCGGUGGUAACUCACAGUCUCCCGUUGAAGUGGUGACCACCCAGACCAAAUAUGACCCCGGUCUGACUCCCCUCACCCCGCUGGGCUACAGUCAGCAUGGCAACAAACCCUUCACGCUGUACAAUAAUGGACACACAGCGGUAAUCGACCUGCCUGACUGGAUGAGCCUGGGCGGGCUCCCCUGGCUUUUCUCGGCUGUACAAAUGCACCUACACUGGGGCAGCGGUGGUCCGAGUAUCGGGGGCAGUGAACACAUCAUCAACGGGCAGAGUGCAGAGGCAGAGCUACACAUAGUGCACUACAACUCUGAGCUCUACCCCAACAUGUCUGUCGCGAUGACGCAGAGGGAUGGGCUCGCUGUCCUGGGAGUUCUCAUCGUGACAGGUGAGGAGACCAACCCAGGUUUUAACAACAUCAUCAACUACCUGAGCCGCAUCAGACACGCAAACCAAAAAGUGUACAUACCAGCCUUUGACGUGCAGUCACUGCUCCCCAAUGAUCUGGAACGCUACUACCGUUACAAUGGCUCCCUAACGACGCCGCCUUGCUACCAGAGCGUUAUCUGGACGCUUUUCCACGAGAGGGUCCAAAUCUCCAAGGCUCAGCUACUGAGGAUGGAGACCUUACUGUAUUCCAGCAAGGCUGGAGAUCCAGAUCGGAUGCUGCUGCAAGAUAACUACCGCUCCACGCAGCCGCUCAACCACAGGAUGGUCUUCGCCUCCUUCACGGCAGAGUCCGGCAAAGAGCUCUCUUCAGGUGAGGUCACCGCCAUCGUGAUUGGCGUAAUGUGCGGCUGCGUAGGCCUGGCCGUCAUCGUCCGCUUCAUCAUCAAGACCAUCCGAUUUUUCACUCUACUCCACCAUGAAACAGUCGCGGUAAACAGCUCUACCUCUAGCUGGGACGUCCUUACCAAUAACCGGCCAGCUCCGAUGCAAAGGAUGAAAGAGCCCGAGAAAGCAAAAGAGAAACAACAAGAGAUGGUUCUUAACUCCACUUCUCAAGCAGAAAAGAAAGAAGAGAGAUCGUCUCCACAAACCGAGCCAUAG
Messenger RNA from Nerophis lumbriciformis (worm pipefish), 1104 nucleotides. The record is from RefSeq and is a predicted model, not a curated record. NCBI's taxonomy places the organism in Eukaryota, Metazoa, Chordata, Actinopteri, Syngnathiformes, Syngnathidae.